This is a messenger RNA of Staurois parvus, 300 nucleotides long. The record is from the annotation of a GenBank genome assembly. Lineage: Eukaryota; Metazoa; Chordata; Amphibia; Anura; Ranidae.
AAUGAAGAAAAUAGCAAAAAAAGUUUUCUUUGUUUCUAUUUUAAAAUUUACCAAACAGGUGAUUUUUCUCCUUCACUGAUAUGCAUUGAUGAGGUUGCACUGAUAGGCAGCACUGAUGGGCAUUGAUGAGGCGGCACUGAUAGGUAGCACUAAUGAGGAGGCACUGGUGGGCAUUGAUGAGAAGGUACUGAUGAUGUACUGAUAUGCAGCAAUGAUGGGCACUGAUAGGCGGCACUGACUGGCGGCACUGACUUGAUAGCACCAACUGGAGGCACUGACAGGUGGCACUGCUGGGCAGCA